Molecule: messenger RNA, 2007 nt
Organism: Anopheles marshallii
Lineage: Eukaryota; Metazoa; Arthropoda; Insecta; Diptera; Culicidae
Product: acyl-CoA synthetase short-chain family member 3, mitochondrial
Exons: 8
Coding region: 1-2007 (668 amino acids)
Source: RefSeq, a predicted model, not a curated record
AUGGAUCAACCCGUCCCGUCGAACAGUAGUGUCCAACAGCAAGUGCCCGUGUGUUCCAGCCAGUCGGAGAUGCUCAGUCCGCUCUAUAUGGAGGCGUACUGCCAGUCGCUCGAGCAGCCGGAAUCGUUCUGGGGCGAUCUGGCGGAACAGCUCAUCGAUUGGGAUCAACCAUGGGAGAAAGUGUUGGACGAUAGCAAUAGUCCUUUCACGAAGUGGUAUGUUGGAGGGAAGCUGAACGCUUGCUACAACGCGAUUGACCGGCAUGUGUUGGCCGACAAGGGCAGUAAAGUUGCGCUCAUCCACGAUAGCCCCACUACCAACACCGUACGCCACGUAACGUACAACGAGCUGUACGAUAAGGUAUCCCGAUUAGCUGGCGGACUGCGAAGGUUGGGUGUACAGAAGGGAGAUCGUGUCGUCAUCUAUAUGCCACUGAUCCCGGAAGCUAUUAUCGCCAUGCUGGCAACGGCGCGGCUUGGUGCAGUUCAUUCCGUCGUGUUCGGAGGUUUCGCGGCCAGUGAGUUGUGCACACGGAUAGAGCAUGCCGAGCCGAAGGUGAUCAUUGCAGCGAACUGUGGUGUAGAACCGCACAAGAUCAUCUACUAUCUGGACAUUCUGCACGAGGCCGUUGCGAUGUCACGCUGGAAGCCGUUGAAGAACAUCAUUUACAGACGCUCGAACAUACUGAUGUCGGAUCUCGACGAGACGUGGGAUGUGGCCUGGGAGAAUGCAUUGGACACGCCGGUCGAUUGUGUGCCGGUGGAUGCAAACGAUCCGCUCUACAUUCUUUACACCUCCGGUACAACAGACAAACCCAAAGGCAUACAGCGACCGAUUGGUGGGCAUCUGGUAACGCUGAUGUACACCAUGAACACAAUCUACGGCAUCCAGCAGGACGACGUCUGGUGGAACGCUUCGGAUCUGGGUUGGGUCGUCGGACAUUCGUACAUCUGCUACGGUCCGCUGCUGUACGGUGCGACCAGCAUCAUGUAUGAGGGCAAACCCGACCGAACGCCGGAUCCGGGUCAGUACUUUCGCAUCAUUGACCAGCACAAGGUGUCGGCCAUCUUUUCCGUACCUACUGCAUUCCGCGUGAUACGCCGUGUCGAUCCAGAGGUCACGUUCGGGCGGAAGUACAGCCUCAAGUCGUUACGCGCCAUCUUCAUUGCUGGAGAGCAUUGCGAUCUGGAAACGAUGAAAUGGAUGCGCAAUAUCUUCAAAGUGCCUGUGCUGAAUCAAUGGUGGCAAACGGAGACAGGUUCGGCCAUUACGGCGACCUGCGUCGGGUAUGCACAGAACCUCCAAACGCCACCAUUCACGACGGGACUACCAUUUUGUGGGUACGAUAUCUACGUCCUGGAUAAGAACGGCCACGAGGCAAAACCCAACGAGCUGGGCCGUAUCGUAGUCAAGCUGCCGCUACCACCAGGCAACAUGGCCACGCUCUAUCGCAGCGAUGAGCUGUUCCGCAAGACAUACUUCCAGCGGUUUCCGGGUUAUUACGACACGAUGGAUGCGGGAUACAAGGAUGAAAAUGGAUACAUUUACGUAACUGCACGAGAUGAUGAUGUGAUAAAUGUGGCGGGACAUCGUAUCUCCACCUCCAGCCUGGAGGAUGCCAUACUGCGUCAUCCGGAUGUGGCCGAUGCGGCCGUUUUCGGUGUGCCAGAACCGACGAAGGGUCAGAUACCGCUCUGCUUGUACGUGACGAAGGCGAACGUUUCCAAACCAUCGACCAAGAUGUCGGUCGAGCUGAUCAACAUCAUACGAGAGGUGAUCGGACCGAUCGCAGCCUUCAAACUAGCCGCCCAAGUACAAAGCCUACCACGUACCAGAUCGGGUAAAACGUUGCGCAAAGCGAUGGCGGAUCUGGCAGCGAACAAACACAUCACCAUCCCGGCCACGGUCGAGGAUCCGACGGUCUUUGUCGACGUCAAGCGUGCGCUGCGGGAACUAGGCUAUGCUAUGGCCGCCCCCGAUCCGGAACUGCGACCAACCAUACGAUGA